AUGGCGGUCGUAGCCGCCUUGUUGGCAUUGCAGGCGGUUCUACACCUCAUCUCCUUGGAGGCCUUCCGCGUCGCGCCGUCCGGGCGCGCAGCGGCGGGUGGUCGUUAUCGCACAUUCUUCGCCGAACGCUCCAACAAUGGGCCGGUUUCCGACAGCAGCGCCGUUGGCGUCGUCGGCUGGCACGGAAGGUCGCCGAGUCUCCUCCGGAUGAGCUCGUCGGAUUCCUCCGAGAGCCUCGACACCAGCUACUCUGCGGAUAACUCGGAGAUGGACGACAGUGGCGUGGAGGCGGACUACAACCGCCAUGACGCGUUUGGAUACAGCACCCCUGCUGACCUAGGGUCCUCGAUGUACCUGUUGCUGCGCGUCUUCGAGAGUUCGCGGCUGAGGGAGGAGGGCGAGCUCCACGAGCUGUUGCGCCGCUAUUUGACGUCGCUGGUGCAGGAGGGCUUUUUCAACAUUCGCGUGUACCGCGAGUCUGCCGGCGGCACGCCUCCGCUGUUUAUGGUGGACUUCAACAGCUUCAAGGCGUACGACUUCGUGAGGGCGCAGCUGCUGUCGCGCGACCCGUCGGCAUCGGAGAUUCUCAACACGUUUUACUUCCACAUCUCCAGGUACAACCCGCCGACGGACUCGUACGCGAGCAGGCCGCGGUCGUACUUCAGAGUGCCUCGCUACGGGCGUCGGUCCAGUUCGUUUUCGCCUCGGCGCAUGCAGCGCAGGCUGUUCUUCGGCUCCAGCAGAUACGAGCGCGAGAUGGUGCCGCAGUACCAGCUGCCGCCGCCGCGCGUAACCGCGUUGUACCAGCCGUCGCCGCCCCCGCAGAUGAUACCGAUGCACAUGCCGCCCAUGCUGCACGCUCCUCCAUCGCCUUACAUGGGCUAA
This is a messenger RNA of Babesia bigemina, 885 nucleotides long. RefSeq lists its product as hypothetical. The transcript is spliced from 2 exons. Bases 1 to 885 code for a protein of 294 amino acids. NCBI's taxonomy places the organism in Eukaryota, Apicomplexa, Aconoidasida, Piroplasmida, Babesiidae. The record is from RefSeq and is a predicted model, not a curated record.